Messenger RNA from Acanthoscelides obtectus, 390 nucleotides. The record is from the annotation of a GenBank genome assembly. Lineage: Eukaryota; Metazoa; Arthropoda; Insecta; Coleoptera; Chrysomelidae.
AUGGUGAAGAAGAAAGAGUACCGGUACGCUGCAAUUUGUUCAUAUUAUGAUGACGAAGAAGGAGAAUUGACUGUUACAUUUCUCAAGGUAUGUAAUAAAGAAGGAAACUUAUUUAAAUUAGAUGAAGGUGAUGUCGCUGACGUACUUUAUGAAGAUGUGAUUGAAAAACUGUCAAUGCCCUGUUUGAUUUUCAAAGGUGAUAGAGUGUUUUACGAUUUUAAAAAGGCUAUAAAUGUUUUUGAAAAGUGAGAUUAUUUUAUUCAGAUAUUGUUAAGUCUUCUUUGUUACUAAAUAAUGAUAUAGAGAAACUGAUAAGAACAAAUACUAAGACUGAAUAUCAUAACUCUUAAAGAUUUUGUUUGCCUUUGAUUAUUUAGGAUGUUGAUUUUG